Molecule: messenger RNA, 540 nt
Organism: Rosa chinensis
Lineage: Eukaryota; Viridiplantae; Streptophyta; Magnoliopsida; Rosales; Rosaceae
Exons: 1
Coding region: 1-540 (179 amino acids)
Source: RefSeq, a predicted model, not a curated record
AUGUCCGGAAUUUGGCGGAUGAAUGAAAGGGUUUUGAUCCGUGAAGAGGAGGGGGGGAUCUUCGUGUUCCAGUUCAAGGAGCAGGAAGUGAAGCACCGAGUUCUUCAUGGCGGCCCGUGGUAUUACAGCAAUUCUAUGUUACUGCUUGCAGAUUAUGACGGUCUUAGGGCUCCGUCAGAGGUCCCUCUGCAUUUUCUGGAGGAGUGGGUGGCGGUGACUGGUCUGCGAGUUGCCAUGAGCAACGAGCGGGCUCUUACUCGGAUUGGCAACUUAAUGGGUACUUUUGUGAGGGUUGAUCAAGUGGCGCUGCAAAGGAAGGAAGCCACCCAAAGGAUCAGGCUGAUCUUUGAUGUGCGUCACCGUGUCUGGGCUCGGCGUACGGUCUGCUUCACGCCAGAGGUCUCGGUGGCACUUGAAUUCCGAUUUGAGAAAUGUCGUGGGAUCUGUAAGGGAUGUGGCUUUUUCACCCAUGGCGGAGGUAAGUGUGAUCAGAAGCUGGUGAAGGAGGCGGCUGUGAAGGAGCCGAGUUUGGUUUUGUAG